Messenger RNA from Coregonus sp. 'balchen', 531 nucleotides. Lineage: Eukaryota; Metazoa; Chordata; Actinopteri; Salmoniformes; Salmonidae. The record is from the annotation of a GenBank genome assembly.
AUGGUGCUGCUGAUCGUGUCGAUGCGUCGGAGGAAGAAGGAGCCGUUGAUUCUGGAGGAGGAGAGGGACGUGAGGGAGAACAUCGUCCGUUACGAUGACGAGGGUGGAGGAGAGGAAGACACGAAGGCCUUCGACAUGGUAGCCCUCCGCAACCUCAACAUUAUUAGAGACCCCAAGGUCAGGCGAGACGUCACCCCUGACACCCCCACUUUCUUCCCCUACCCGACGUCCUCCUCAUCGCGGCCUGUCUUCAAGACCCUGCCAGACAAUGUGGUGUUCCAAGAGUUCAUCUGGGACCGGCUGAAGGAUGCAGAUGUUGAGCCGUCAGCUCCGCCAUACGACUCUUUGCAGACGUACGCCUUUGAAGGGAGUGGCUCGGUAGCUGAGUCGUUAAGCUCCUUGGAGUCACUAAGUACAGACUCGGAGCAGAACUACGACUAUCUCAGCAACUGGGGGCCACGUUUCAAAAAGCUAGCCGACCUGUAUGGCAACAGCGACGGCAAUAGCAACGGCAACAGCGUGUUGUCAUAG